Molecule: messenger RNA, 1924 nt
Organism: Orussus abietinus
Lineage: Eukaryota; Metazoa; Arthropoda; Insecta; Hymenoptera; Orussidae
Product: leucine-rich repeat-containing protein 15
Exons: 4
Coding region: 239-1924 (561 amino acids)
Molecular function (GO): protein binding
Source: RefSeq, a predicted model, not a curated record
UUGUACCUUGGGCACCUAGAGACACCAUCCUCAGGGGUUUGGACUACGUGGACUCAUGGUUUCCAUGUGCGUACAUUGAACUCGAAGGUCAUUUCUGAGGGGACAUGGGGAUCGGUAACGAGAAUAGGUUUCAGUCUUUCUGGACGUCUCCCCGAGGAAGGUCUCGCAUCGACAACGCCUCAUCCUUCCGGGAUUUUGUCGGUUCCUUGGAUUGUUCGCUAGGACCCAGCAUACAAGGAUGUUGUUCCUCCUGUUCCUCCUGCCAAUGGUAGCAGGGAUGAUCCGUGAGAUCAAGCAGGAGAGUUUCGUUCUGCGCCUGGAGAACCUGACCUUGAAAUCAGUGGAGCGCCUGGAAACAAAUAUUGACAUGCUGGACAUUUCGAACCAAGGCCUGACGUCCCUCGCCGAAGACGCCUUUAAGGAUCUGUAUGACAUAAAAAUACUGAAUCUAGAGAAAAACCAGUUAACCUUACUGCCCGAGGGAGUGUUUUCUAAGUUAAAGACCCUAGAGAGUCUUUACCUAAAUGAGAACAAUCUCACUAAUACAAACCACGCUCUCUCUGGUUUAACGAACUUGAAGAUCCUGAACAUCUCCAGCAACCCUCUGGGCAUCAUCAGCGAUUCAGAGUUGUACGACCUUUCAAGGUCAGCCGAAAUCCUGACGAGAAAUAACAAUCUCUGGGCGUUCAGCACCCGGGUCUUCGACCCCCCUAGCAAUCGCGACGAUCAUCAAACACUGAAGGAGCCUCAAGGUGACCCCAAAGAGGACCCAGAAGAGGCUGAAAAUAAGAGAUGGACUCAGUAUGCUCAAGAGUACGAUCUCGACGGGGAAAUCGAUGCGGCUAUUCCGAUAAGGAAGAUCAAGAUCUGCCAAGAAGAGGGCCACCUCAAACUCGUUAAGUUAGCCGACGAAGAGGAUAAACUGGAGCCCGGGUGCUCUACCUUCGAGAUGAAUGUCAGGAGACCUGGGAUAUUCCUGAACCUCCGUUCUAAAGGCAUUUGCACGUUCGCUAAAGGCUGGUACCAGCUUCAGGACCUGCCGAUCUACAACGUCGACCUGACUGGAAACGAGAUUGAGGAAAUCAGCCCAGAGCUACUCAAUGAUCUACCUCCCAGGGUCCGGUCAGUGACCAUUAACAAGAACCGGCUUCGCUCCCUCAAAAACAACGUUAUUGCUAAUGAGGACCUCCUCUAUCUUCAGUUAGAAGAUAAUAGAAUAGAGGAAAUACAGAGCUUCGCUUUCAACGCCACAAAUCUCCUAGUAUUGUAUUUGAGGGGGAACAACCUGAAAGAUCUGGACUUUGUACGAACUCUCCCAAACACUCUACAAGAUUUGGACGUGUCCAAUAACCAGAUUGAGGAAAUCCCGAUCGAGGUCUUUUACCACACCCGGAAUUUGACCAACUUGGUUCUGAAAGGAAACAAAAUCUCCGAGGUGGCACCCGAUGCUUUCAUGUACCUAGAAUCCCUGGGACAACUAUAUCUGCAGGAUAACAACAUCGUCCAUUUAGGGCCGGGAGCAUUUAGGAAUUUGAAAAGUCUUCUCAUGCUGGUCCUAAGGAACAACAAGAUCAAGGACAUCCCAAACGGCUGCUUUAAUGGCCUCGAAUCCCUGGAAAUCUUACACUUGGCCAACAACAGCUUAACGAGAAUUACCGCGGACACUUUCCAUGGACUACCACCUAGCGUGAUGGGCUUGUCUUUGGCCAACAAUCAAAUAGAAAAUCUAGAGAUGAAUAGUUUUGUGAAUUUACCAAAGGAUCGGCUCUCUCUGGAAGGUAACAAAAUCUCCGUGAUAACUCCUGGAGCCUUCAACAUUCCUGACCUCAAAGAACUAUACUUGAAGAAGAACACUAUCGAGCGCAUCGACCCUAAAGUUUUCGAGACGUUACCCGGCCUGCGACAACUCGAUCNGGAUUAUUAA